AUGGAACGCCAGAUCUUCGGCUUCACCAGGAUAGCGGCCUCCACGUGGGGAUGUAGCGCGGCACGAGCCCAGGAGGUAUAUACCAAAGUGGUACGAAGCGCCAUCGCCUUUGGCGCGACGGCGUGGCAUACGCCAUCGGAGGGCAACCAGGCCCAAGGGCUAGUAAAGAAGAUGCUCACCACGCAAGCGGCGUGUUUAAGGGUGAUGGCAGGGGCCUUUAAAGCCACGCCGCGACAUUUGCCGGAGACAGAGACCGGUUGUCCCCCGCUGGACGCAUACCUAGAUAUGAGGGUGGCGGCGUUUAAAGGUCGAAUGUACGGAGAGGCUGGUAGACACGUUACUGCCGAAACAAGAAAGGUGGAAGGAAGAGAGGGCGAGAGACGCAAGGUUGGCGGUAAUGGAAGCCGCAAGGAGACCCGCGCAAGCCGGCAGGCGGGGGAGAGGUCGGCCUCGGCGGUCGCCCAACGCAAUAGCGUCCCCACAGAAGGAUAA
Anthostomella pinea is the source of this 492-nucleotide messenger RNA. Lineage: Eukaryota; Fungi; Ascomycota; Sordariomycetes; Xylariales; Xylariaceae. The record is from the annotation of a GenBank genome assembly.